UCUCCCCGUCCGUGUAGAGAGACAGAGGGAGAGACACACAGGUCAAGUUCCCACCCAUCUGGAACAGACCCUCCCGGUCACAGUUGUGUUUUGUGGUGGUUGUGGUGGUGGUGUUUCUGAAUCUGGUCCUUCUCCUUUCUUUCCACUUCUCCUCCGUUUGUUCAACUCUUGCCUGUCGCUCGGUCCCAGGGGCCGGGGGCAAAAAUGACAGAACUAGUAACCACGCCUUCCCAACCGAGGAAUCACCAUUCUGCGUUGACGGGGCCGCCCAACAGCUCUGCCAUGGCGACUAAGAGAGAGACCGGAGGAGUAGAGCCGGCAGUUGCGAGACAGCACGAAUCCGAGACCUCACCGACAGCCCCUUUAUCUCUCUCUUCCGGCCCACGCCCGCCUAUUCCUCCUCCUCCUCCUCCACCACCUUCACCCGGCUCCGGUUCUCGGGGAUCUGCCCGGAGGACUACAACUAAGAAGCGUGCUGCUUCCAUCGACACGGAGGAGGCUAACCGUUCCAAAAUCGAGAGCCUGAGUCUCAGAACACCCACCACGGCGAGUCCGCGGCCAGCUAUCGACGCCGGCCGUGACCUGAUCUGCCUCUGCACCCCGGCACCUAAAGUUCCACGACCGCGAAACGCCUUCAUUCUUUACCGCCAGCACCAUCAAGCUCAGGUGGUGCAGCAGAACCCGGGGCUCGCCAACCCGGAGAUCUCCAAAAUCAUCGGCGAGCAGUGGCGCGACGAGCCCGAGGAGCGCAAGAACCAGUGGAAGCUGCUUGCCGAGGAGGAGAAGCAGCGCCACCAGCGACAGUACCCGGACUACCGGUACCAGCCACGCCGAGGGAACAAGCCGGGCAGCUCGCAGUCGGGCCGGCCUUCGGUGGCGCCGGGCGAAGAUCCCCACCGUUGUCCCAAGUGCGGCGGGCGGUACAUCGCCACGCCGAGAACCCCUUCCACGCCCUUCAUGACGCCGACAGCCGCCAAGUCGGGGAGCUCCACCCCUUACGGUCCUCCGUCGGGGCUUCACCAGACGUCCGAGUCGAGAUCCGCCAUGAGCCGGAGCAGCCGCUCGCAGCACUGGGGACCCUCUCAACCCUCGGGCAGCGGCGGCCUGUACAACAUCCACGAGGAUUACGAGAGCACCGUCUCUCCCCACGAAGCCAAGCGUCGCCGGUACAACUCCGCAGGAGGUUACCAAAGCUACCACGCCCUGCCGUCACCUCCGCCCCCGUUCCCGCCGUCCAACCAGCACUCCACCGCCUCCUACUCCCACCCUCACCCUCACUCACGACAACAACUAUCCCUGCGCAACCAAUCCAUGCCUCCGUCCGCUUACCCGCCUCCGCCAUCCCUCCCGGGCCCAUCCUCGAUGCUCCAGCGCAGCAGUCCCGGCCCGAGCGCAGCAGGGCCCAUGCCCCCUCCGCAGCGGCCCAUGCACGCCGUGCCACCACAAUUGCAGCCUCACUACCCGUCCGGCCCGCUUCCCUACCGAGGCGGUGCCGGAGGAGGAGGAGGACCGCCGUCAUCAGACUUCGACGAAUCCCUCCGCCUGCCCCCGCUGCAAACAUCCCACCUGCCGACUUCCCCGGACAACGGCAGCGAGCCGAGCACAGGUGGUGGCGGCCAGCAUGGAGGAGGAGCAGUAGGAGGUGGUGGAGGAGGAGGAGGAGGCGGGGCAACGGGGCUGGGAAUCAUCCAUCCCACGCCGACUAUCCCUUCAUAUUCUUCUUCUUCUUCUUCUUCUUAUUCGUCGUUGGGAUAUGGUGGAGUGGUGACGAAGCGGGAGCGGGAUGCUGUCGAGCGGGCACAGGCGCGGAGUGUCGAGGCCAUGGUCAUGAGUAUCUCGUUCGUGAGUAAGUUGAGGGUGUUGGAGAGGAUUAGCCCGCCCCUGGCUGCUCCUGACGCGACGGGGAGAGGGCCGGUCAUUGCGGUGGAGGGCCCCGACGCGAGGUUGGUGAAGGCUGUCGCUCGGGUUGUGGAACGGGCGUUGAAGGCGGCGUCGGCGGCUGAGGAUGGCGCGUGGUUGGUUCGGUGCUGGGAGGACGAGAGCGUUCGUAACGGUUGGAGGCAGCAGCAACAAGGGGAAUUGGGAUCGGGUGAUGGUGGUUGUGGUGGGGAGGAUGUGCACAUGCCUGAUGCUGUUGUUGCGGCUUCGCGGCAUGGAAGUCAGGCCAGUAUUGCUGCGAGCAGUGCCAGUGGCGUCAGCAGCAGCAGCAGCUGCUGCAGCGGCAUCAAUCCGUUCACGGCUUAUCUUCGCACCAUCACAGAGUGGCACGCCAAAUCCGCUGAGAUCGUCAAGUUCGUUACUGGCACCCCCAUCACGACUUCGUCAACAGUCUCGACUACCCCCACGCAAAAACGCAGCAUCACCACCGAUGAUGACAAGACUGAAAGGGAAUCAACUGCGCUCCCAACAGACCCGACAACACAGCGUCACCCCCUGCCCAAACACCCCGUCCCUGCCAGCCCUCCGAGUGGCCAGAACCAGAAACCAAAGCCCAAGCUACCUAUCGCCUUCCUCCCCUCGGGGUUCUCACUCACCUUAUCCGACCGCUUCGCCUGCGCCGCUCCCAUCUCAGACGCCUACGCUCCCGUCGACCACUGGCAGUGGAUGGCGACGCUGUGGCGGGGGAUUGUGGGGCCCGAUCUAGUUGUGUAUGUCUCGCCGCUGGCUCAGGCUCCGUAUCAAUCCAGUGUGGAUGAGGUUUCUACUGGCGGCGGUGUUAUGGCAGGAGGAGGAGGAGGAGGGGCAGUGGAGGUUAGGAGCGCUGGGUUGAUUGUUGUGAAGGUCCCCGUUCCCGCACCUGUUUCUGUUUCUGUUGUUGGGCCCGGUUCGGCGCUUGAUGAGAGCGGUGAGGUUGCGAGGAGCGAACGGGUCGCGGUCGUGGUGGACGAGAAGAUGGAACGGCGGUUAGGGUUCGAGGUUGUCGAGUGGGUGCGGAGUGCUGGAUGGGUGAACAUCGUUAGAGGAAUGGACGGGCAGACGGCGAUGGAAUAUUAGAUUUCAAGUUAUUGUUGAUGGCUGGUACCGUUGGCUCUCGGAUUCAAGUUGUUUAGACGGAGAUUGUGAUGGUUCCUACUG
Messenger RNA from Chaetomium strumarium, 3075 nucleotides. RefSeq lists its product as uncharacterized. The coding region runs from base 205 to 2994 and encodes 929 amino acids. The transcript is spliced from 2 exons. Gene Ontology annotation, molecular function: RNA polymerase II cis-regulatory region sequence-specific DNA binding; DNA-binding transcription factor activity, RNA polymerase II-specific. NCBI's taxonomy places the organism in Eukaryota, Fungi, Ascomycota, Sordariomycetes, Sordariales, Chaetomiaceae. Gene Ontology annotation, biological process: cell differentiation; anatomical structure morphogenesis; negative regulation of transcription by RNA polymerase II. The record is from RefSeq and is a predicted model, not a curated record.